UAGAAGAAACAGAAGAAAAAAUUUCCCCAACUUCUCUCUUUUUAUUCUGGUAUGGGGAAGUCUGUGGGGGGGUGUUGGGUGUAAAGCCUAGUUGGAGCGAGCAAACCAGAAGAAGGAAGAAGAAGAUAUAAAAAAAAAGUAUGUAUGCAUACGCAUAUAGGUCCAAAGGUUUUGCCAUUUUUGAUCUCUCAUUCACCACUCUCUCUCUUCUGUUCUUUCUCGCUUUUCAGGAACAUUAGUACACUCACCCACGAAGGAGGAUCAGCUCUUAACCAAGAAGAGAAGACAGAAGAAGAAGAGAGAAACCAGAACUUAUAACAUUUAAUAUAUAAAGAUAGAUACGCUUGUUUAGAUAUAUAGAAUAAUACAAAAAAGGAGAGAAAGAGAGAGAGAGAGGAAGAAGAAAUGGGGAGAGGAAGGGUAGAGCUGAAGAGGAUUGAGAACAAGAUAAACCGUCAGGUUACUUUUGCAAAACGAAGGAACGGACUUCUUAAGAAAGCUUAUGAGCUUUCGGUUCUCUGUGAUGCCGAGGUUGCUCUCAUCAUCUUCUCCAACCGUGGCAAGCUUUAUGAGUUCUGUAGCAGUUCUAGCAUGCUCAAGACCCUCGAUCGCUACCAAAAAUGCAGUUACGGUGCAUUGGAAACCAGCCAACCCGCCAAGGAGACACAGAGCAGCUACCAAGAAUACUUGAAACUCAAAGCAAGAGUUGAGGUCUUACAGCGUUCUCAAAGAAACCUUCUUGGGGAAGACUUGGGUCCACUAACUACGAAAGAGCUUGAGCAGCUUGAACAUCAGCUUGAAAUGUCCUUGAAGCAAAUUAGAUCAACAAAGACCCAAUUAAUGCUUGAUCAGCUAUCUGAUCUUCAAAGAAAGGAACAGAUGCUCCAAGAAGCAAACAGAACCUUGAAAAGGAAGCUGGAAGAAAGUAGUUGUGAAAAUCCCCUUCGGCUAACAUGGGAAGCUGGUGGGCAAAACAUUUCAUAUAGCCGCCAGGCUGCUCAAUCAGAGGGGUUCUUCCAACCAUUGGAAUGCAAUUCAACAUUGCAAAUUGGGUACAACCCUGUGGGACCAGAUCAAAUAACUGUUACAACCCCAACCCAGAAUGUCAAUGGCUUCAUUCCUGGGUGGAUGCUUUGAGUUGUGAUUUCCUGAGAAAAAUCUAUAUUUUCUUGUGGAGAACUUCCAGGUAGAUGGGUUUUAUUGGUAAUUAUAAUCUGGAAUAUGUAAGUUGUAAUUUUCUAAAAAUGGAAAACAAUAAAAUGAAAGGCUUUAUUAGUGUAUGUAACUAUAAAGACCAAGUCAAUACUGACUUUGAGUUAUUCAGAGCA
This is a messenger RNA of Nelumbo nucifera (sacred lotus), 1328 nucleotides long. The record is from RefSeq and is a predicted model, not a curated record. NCBI's taxonomy places the organism in Eukaryota, Viridiplantae, Streptophyta, Magnoliopsida, Proteales, Nelumbonaceae.